CUGUCUCUUUAAGAGAGAAAUCAUUUAGAGUGAGAAGUACAGAUCCAUAUAGCUGAGAUAAAUCUGCAUGGAGCAACUUAAUAGCCACCAGCUGUGGGUUUAUGUCACCCUUUUGAUUCUCAUCAGUUAAAAUAUUGUCAUUGAGAAAAUGAAGAUGGCGCUUAAAGAAGCUUGAAAAGUCUCAAAUGAGAGUCCCGUCCCCCCUUGAAGGCCGUUUUCGGACAGUUUUCCUGGUCGCUGCUUCACAUUACUGUUUUAAAGGAAGGAUGAAGAGAUUUGUUCACUGAUGUCAGGACUUGGAGAGAACGAAGUUUGGCUCGGAGACCGCAGCGCCAAGGAGGAGCUCAAAAAAGUUGAUUUUACAUAAUACUCCUCCUUCAAUGCAUAGGUAGAAUUCAUUAAAAAACUGUUUUGCUAAAUUAUCUAUGAGGCCCACAACAACCGACUGCUCUGCCAUGUCUCCUAUAAGUUCAAAGAGCUGAACUACAACUGUGGUCAAAGGAAACUCUUGCACAACAGUCCUGCUGUUGACAAAAGAUAAGUUCUGGGUACUGAAAGCUGUGCUGACUGAGUGGGACUGUGUGCAGGAUUUUACAGGCGUAAUGUGAGUAAAAACGUGAUUCUUUUCAUCAAACCAUAAAUUUAAGUUAAACGUAACAGUAAAAACUGCAGAACCAUGUCACAUUAUUUAUAAGUGAACAUGAGCGAAUUCAGGCUGCAGCAACUGAAGAGUCACAUUGUGUCCGAAAGACGGAUCACAACUAUGUCCGGCUCACCCAGUCCUCUGACCACCCAUGUGCUGAACACAGCACUGGGGGUCCCAGGAUCAAACAUGACCAUCAGACUUUACCAACAAGACCGUUCAGCCAAUGUCUGGCAUCUGCUAACCGCUGGGACAACUAACAGUGAUGGGCGAUGUCCAGGACUGAUCACACAGCAGCAGUUUGUGCCUGCUGUCUACAAGUUGCACUUCGAGACCGGUCAGUACUGGGCCAGUCUGGGACAGAACUCCUUUUAUCCCUAUGUGGAGAUUGUUUUCACUAUAACUGAUCCAGACCAGACGUAUCAUGUGCCGCUGCUUGUGAGUCGUUUCUCCUUCAGCACAUAUAGGGGGAGCUAGAGAGCAUCUGUCGUUAACCUCUUCCAUCAACUUAUCGCUAUCUGACUGAAAAAAAAGCACUGGCAACUCCACUAAUGACGCUCUUGGCAGCACUAAUGGCGAAAGAUGUAUUUGUUUAUUUUCCUUGAAGAAAUUAGCACUACAACAUUAAAAUAAAUGGUUAUAUGUACUACCACAAAACUAUGCUGUAGUCUUACUGGUGCAAACAGUAUGAGUUCUGUUAAUGUUAAACUUUGGCAUUUAUUCUACUGUUUUUAUAAUUAGCUUGCAAUAAAGUGAUUAUUAAAAGUGUUAAUUAAUCACAAUGAAUAAUGUCACAUUAUAUAAAUUAUGCCCAAUGUAUAUAAUUAUCCGUAUAAAUUAUGCAGAAUUUAUACAAUGUAACAUAUAGUAACAUGUUUACUUUAAUAGAUUUCUUCACAAUGAAAAUGCCUUGUUGUCAUUUUUUCUUUAGUGUUGUGCAUUUAAAAAAAUAAAACAAACGUUGUUUUUCUUUCAGCAUUUAAAGUCACACUGCAAGCAUU
Molecule: messenger RNA, 1644 nt
Organism: Poecilia latipinna (sailfin molly)
Lineage: Eukaryota; Metazoa; Chordata; Actinopteri; Cyprinodontiformes; Poeciliidae
Gene: uraha
Product: urate (5-hydroxyiso-) hydrolase a
Exons: 4
Coding region: 701-1120 (139 amino acids)
Biological process (GO): purine nucleobase metabolic process
Molecular function (GO): hydroxyisourate hydrolase activity
Source: RefSeq, a predicted model, not a curated record